ACCUCCGGGACACAACAAUGUCAACUACAUGACAAAGUCUUUGUUCAUGACAGCUCAUCAGAAUUUCAAGAAAACAUCUUUCAAAACAUCUGAACGAUGUCCUCUGAAUUCGUGCCGAUCAGAAUGCUCCAAUUUCAAGUGCUCUGACACCUCGAUUCUUUUUCAAAUGGAUGACAGAGAAGGGGAAGUUUCCGAGCGUCCUCUUAAAUCGUUACACAACAGAAUCGUAUCGCCAGUACUAUUCAUAAAUCACACAGGACGAAGAGUCAAUUUGAAAUGGUUCAAUUACAGUGGUGAAGAACAGUUAUUUGCCACCAUUGAGAGUCGAACGAACAAUCGCCUUAAAAUGAACACAUAUGUGACACAUCCUUGGAUUGCAGUAGACGAAGAAACGAAUGAAAGGCUGUUACUGAACUUCAAGGAAACAUUUUUUCCCGACGAGCCUGUUAUACGGGGAGUAGACUAUGAUACCCGAAGAUUCUAUGCUUCUAGAGCGGAAAUAAACAUAACAACACCAGUGUACAGUCUGGAGGAGUACUGCAUGAGGUUCCUUAGGAAGAUUGUUUUAUCACAGAACAUCAGGAAGUUACCCCUGCCACAGCCUAUUCUCAAUGAGAUUUUGCAGAAUGUUUCAUGAUCCAGUUAUAGACUACUUAAUUUUUCCCAUUAUAUCACGCACAAAAAAAAAUAAAAAAAACACUUUCUAAAACAUGAAAAUACAGCAAACAGGUGCAGUUUGGUAAAGGUUGUGUUUUGGAUUGGAGAGUGCUAGACACUGGAAUCAUAACCAUUUAUUUAUGAUUAAAAAUCCACUGAUGUCUUACCUGCAAGGUAUAUGCUUACUCUUCUAUGUGGUGGUUGGAAAAAAUUUUUAACCAAGUGUAAAACUGUGAACAAAUCACAGCAUGUAAAUCAUAUCACUAUAUGUAGAAUUAAUAAAUGGGUUGACUUUCAAAUAAGAAUUGAAUUUAAUGUUUCUAUGAGAAGCCACAAUUUUGCAGGGAUAUUGUAUUGGUUAACACAAAUUGCUAACAAGUCACAAACAAAAUUCUGUCAUUUUCCAAGACUGCUGAUGCUACUGCAUUUGAGUAGCAAUAGCAUGGGACUUAUUUCUUUGAAAAUAGCUUGCACACACCUAGCAGGUCAUGAAUCAAAUAUAAGCAGAUUCCUGUCUUAGAAAAA
Molecule: messenger RNA, 1182 nt
Organism: Pocillopora damicornis (cauliflower coral)
Lineage: Eukaryota; Metazoa; Cnidaria; Anthozoa; Scleractinia; Pocilloporidae
Product: von Hippel-Lindau disease tumor suppressor
Source: RefSeq, a predicted model, not a curated record